This is a messenger RNA of Apodemus sylvaticus (European woodmouse), 3762 nucleotides long. It is a transcript of the gene Trib2, whose product is annotated as tribbles pseudokinase 2. The coding region runs from base 545 to 1888 and encodes 447 amino acids. Gene Ontology annotation, biological process: positive regulation of proteasomal ubiquitin-dependent protein catabolic process; protein phosphorylation; regulation of MAP kinase activity. Lineage: Eukaryota; Metazoa; Chordata; Mammalia; Rodentia; Muridae. The record is from RefSeq and is a predicted model, not a curated record. Gene Ontology annotation, cellular component: nucleus. Gene Ontology annotation, molecular function: ATP binding; mitogen-activated protein kinase kinase binding; protein kinase activity. The transcript has 5 exons.
AACUAUUAAUACCGCCUCGCCCGGGGAUGCGGGCGUGCUGAGCGCCGGGAUUGGCCUAGGGCGCCGUGGCCAUCCCCUUUAAUUUUUAAAUACACGGUCCUCUCCUACUUCUGGGUGGCAAGAAAAAAAACCAAGACAAGAAGACAAGCCGUCGAUUUUUAUUUUUCCUCCAGAACAAACCCCGCCGUGCAAUUUGGUCGCAAGGCAUCGGGAGACAAGAGUGGUUUGCAAAUUGUUUCAAGGCUCCAGAUCCAGUUGUGCAGCGGAAAAGGAACGCCGCGGGUUAAUCAGAGUCCGGGUAGCAUCUGCUGCCAGCUCCUGCAGGACCCCCGGAAAGCUCCUGCUGCUGGUUCCCCCAGGUCACCGCCCGCACUUCUUGCUUCAUCCGAGGAGGAUCUGGGACGUGAGCAGCGACAGCAAGCGCUAGUGCUGACCGCGCGAGCUCAGCUUUGGGCUUUGUCGCGGUACCUGUGCCUGCUCUACUCCGCACUCUAUACUCAGCUUUUGCAAUCUUUUGUUGCCACUGCUGACCGCUCCAAGUUAAAUGCUCCUUUGCUAUUUUGCUUUUUUUCCCUGUCCUUUUUUUUUCUUUGAGAGAGAGACAGAGAGCUCUGCGAUUUUUUGGAAAAGCCUCAGACGCCAUCUACAGUUAAGACUUAGGGAGAACCGGCGCCGCGCGCUCCCUGAAGACUGCACAAACUCCACGCAGGGCUCCUCCGCCCGAUCUGCGGAUCCUCAGCUGGAGAUCGCUCAGGAGCCCGGUGCUGCAGCUCCGCACCCCAGAGGCACGCUCACUCGUCCAGAUCCACGCUGCGAACAGAGACCCACUGACUUCAGAGUGCGGUUCUGCACCGCGCUGGCGGCUUCUGGGUCUACCCCUAUCACAAUAGCGAGAUAUGGGAGAUCGCGGAACAAAACCCAGGAUUUCGAAGAGCUGUCGUCUAUAAGGUCUGCUGAACCCAGCCAGAGUUUCAGCCCGAACCUAGGCUCUCCGAGCCCGCCCGAGACUCCGAACUUGUCGCAUUGCGUUUCCUGCAUCGGGAAAUACUUACUGUUGGAGCCUCUGGAGGGAGACCACGUUUUCCGCGCUGUGCAUCUGCACAGCGGAGAGGAGCUGGUUUGCAAGGUUUUUGAGAUCAGCUGCUACCAGGAGUCCCUGGCCCCCUGCUUCUGCCUGUCUGCCCAUAGCAACAUCAACCAAAUCACGGAAAUCCUCUUGGGAGAGACCAAAGCCUAUGUGUUCUUUGAGCGAAGCUAUGGAGACAUGCAUUCCUUUGUCCGCACUUGCAAGAAGCUGAGGGAGGAGGAGGCGGCCCGGCUCUUCUACCAGAUCGCCUCGGCUGUGGCCCACUGCCACGAUGGAGGGCUGGUGCUGCGUGACCUCAAGUUGAGGAAAUUUAUCUUCAAGGAUGAAGAGAGGACUCGUGUCAAGCUGGAGAGUUUGGAAGAUGCUUACAUUCUUCGGGGUGAUGAUGACUCCCUCUCUGACAAGCACGGAUGCCCAGCGUAUGUAAGCCCAGAGAUCUUGAACACCAACGGCAGUUAUUCGGGCAAGGCAGCGGACGUGUGGAGCCUGGGGGUAAUGCUGUACACCAUGUUGGUGGGGCGUUACCCUUUCCAUGACAUUGAGCCUAGUUCCCUCUUCAGUAAGAUCCGCAGGGGCCAGUUCAACAUUCCAGAAACUCUGUCUCCCAAGGCCAAGUGCCUCAUCCGAAGCAUCCUGCGACGGGAGCCCUCAGAGCGGCUGACCUCACAGGAAAUUCUGGACCAUCCUUGGUUUUCUACAGAUUUUAGUGUCUCAAAUUCGGGAUUUGGUGCUAAAGAGGCGUGUGACCAGCUGGUGCCAGAUGUCAACAUGGAGGAGAACUUGGACCCUUUCUUUAACUGAGCUCAAGGCCCAGGGACACAUAGCAGGUACCAGGAGCAAGAGAGAGCCCCAGAAAGGAGUUCUGGGACACAGGUGGCCUGGCUGAGAAGCAAGACGGACAUUCAUAUUUACACAUUUCUUGGUUCAGAGAAGGAAUAUGUUCUAGGAGCUGAUGGAACACGUAGCAUGGGAACAAGACGUGUGGGAUGGGGGUUUGGUUCAGAUGGAUGGGAGCCCCUCCCCUAAACUUCUCUUCCCUGGGGUAGCCUGAAAGUCCCCCUUACCAGUAGGGCUAUCUGGUCUACCCCACUUUUCAUUUUGUUCAGAAAUAGUUGCAGAUCUCGAUAGAAUUGAAACUUUUCUGCCUCAAACACAUACCUUGGCAUUGCACUGUUAGCAUUUAACUUCUUGUUACAAUUCAGGGAAGGGACAAUUGAUCGAAGAUUUUCUUUUUGAACAGACCAACCACCUAUGUAAUAAUUAAUAGGAUUCACCUAAAAAUAAUAAUUCGGUGCACACAGACUGACCUGAAACCUGGGUGCUAAACUAAAAGAAAACAAAAGUUCCAGUUGUCGUCUCUCAUUCGCACUUUCCAAUUCAUUUCUUCUACAUAAAUGAUUUCCUAUUCUGGUUAGGAAAUGACAUAUUAACACUUUGCUCCCUGAAAGGGGAGGGGGAGUCUGUUCCUUCACAGACAUUUCUGUUUUGCAUCAGCUGGUUUUUGUAGCAGGAAACUAUCAGAAGUCAAACUGCCAGAUGUAUAUCACAGUCCAGGGGAAGAAGAAAGGAAAAGAGAAGAAAAAUCCAACUCCUUUCUGUUUUUUUUCUUUUGAAGGAAGAGGAUUCACAUUGUAGACAUUACUCUCUGCUCCAAAUACAGUGAGGGGCUCCCAGAGGGUAGGUGCCUCCUGGAGCCAGACCUUUUUAUGAUGCUGAUCUCAACGUUUUGUUUUUUCUUUAUGGGAAACUAGUAAAAUGAGACAGGUUGUCCCAUGUGUAUAAAAUACAGGGCAGCUAUUUCCUUUUCUUUACUAAGAAUGAUCCUUUGGGCUUGGAAAGGCCCUCUGGUUUGAACAGAAAGAGUAAAUGGGCAAUAAGCCAAAAGCCAGGAUGAUAUACAUACAAACAACUCUCUGUCCCAAUACGCACCUUGUAUUUAUUAAGGAAAAUGUCACAUUGUGAUGUAUUAAGCCAGUACUUCAAUUACGGGUCAACGGGAUGACAUGUUACAUGCUGUAGUUUAACAUUUAUAAUUUUGUUCCCCUGUUUUGAGUAUUUCUGUCCCUGGAAUAACCUUUUAUUUGGCUUUCUCUAGAUAGCCUUAUUUGAUUUCGAGUGGCAAAAUGUUUUCCUUUUGUACUCUGGCUUUUCUAUUGCUGUAUGAUACAGAACUCUUUUGGCAUAAAUAUUUGUGUUCCCAGUACCUCAGUCGUUUGGGUUUUACUGCCUGCAUAUGUUUUGUGAAAUGGUCCUGUUUUUGGGUAGGUAACACGUGGACUUUAGUAUGUAAAUGUUACUUGAAUCUGUGCUUCACUCUAGUAUGUGGCAUGUGUGUGCGGACUCUUGGAUGCUUCACGCCUACUCCACUGGAGCCCCUGUCCCCAGGAGGGCAGCUUCCACACUGAUAAUCAGGAGACAAAGCUGCCAUGGAUUUACCCUUGAUUCUAUUUUGAUAAUGGAAGAUACAGAGAGAGGGUUUAUACAUUCAGAAGAUGGUGCUGUGGCAAGAAGGACCUUUUAUCUUCCCUCUCCCCUGUUUUUAAAGUCCGGGUGGGAGGAAAGAUUGGUAACAUGCAUGAUGGGGACUAAUGGCCUCUGGUGCUUUGUCCUGUAUUUGGUUUAAUGUUUUUGUCCUAAUCUCUUCAAUCAAUAAAAUUGUGCGUAUUUAACUAAAA